AGCAGCAAAAGUAGUUUAGGAAAAAGACGAAAUUUUGAAGACAAGGAAAAUCAGCUUCUUGAUAUUCAUCAAAAUAGAUUUACUACACCACCACCAUGUGAAAACAACUCAUUUUUAGAAUCUAGUUAUACAGUUUUUGAUAAAGGACUUACAAAUUAUAAAGAUGGCAUGAAAAUUGAUCUGGAAUUAGUAGUUCAAGAAACAGAUGAAACUGCAAUUUCCUAUUCUGAAUGCUCUUUUGAUUAUAAUUCUUGGAAGAAUUGA
This is a messenger RNA of Racocetra persica, 264 nucleotides long. NCBI's taxonomy places the organism in Eukaryota, Fungi, Glomeromycota, Glomeromycetes, Diversisporales, Gigasporaceae. The record is from the annotation of a GenBank genome assembly.